This is a messenger RNA of Ilyonectria robusta, 810 nucleotides long. RefSeq lists its product as uncharacterized. The record is from RefSeq and is a predicted model, not a curated record. Gene Ontology annotation, molecular function: ADP-ribose diphosphatase activity. The transcript has 2 exons. Gene Ontology annotation, biological process: ribose phosphate metabolic process; nucleoside phosphate metabolic process. The coding region runs from base 130 to 771 and encodes 213 amino acids. NCBI's taxonomy places the organism in Eukaryota, Fungi, Ascomycota, Sordariomycetes, Hypocreales, Nectriaceae.
UUUUGACCUUAAUCCCUCAAUCACCGAACUUCUAUAUGCAGACAAUUUCAGUUCACGAUUCCAUAAGUUGAAGCAAGCAAGGACUCUUAUUUAUCGUUGACCAUCCCCCUUUAAGUCUGUCAGCCAGCCAUGUCACUCGACCAAGUACUGCCAAAGUCAACCUCGCCCUACAUCAUCGACCAGAAAGUCAUUUCUUAUGGCAAAUAUCAAGGCCUGGCAACAGUUACCUACAUCGAUCCAAGAGACGAAACAAAGACGCCAAGGGAUCGUGAUUUUAUUUUUCUAGUUAAUCGCCCUCGAGACGAGCCUGUCGGAACCUUGAUGCCAAAUAUAUACAAGGACGACGAUGGCCGAUGGUGUACAAUCCUAGUACAACAGUUCCGCCCACAAUACGAUGGGGAUACAAUGGAGUUCCCUGCCGGCUUUAUUAGUCGCCGCGGCGGGGAAACAGCGGAGCAAGCAGCUGUGAGGGAAAUGGAGGAAGAGACGACAAAGACUGGCAAGGUUAUUGCGAAGAGUCCACGGCUCACCUCAGAGCCAGUACCUAUAGCCGCUCUGCUCACUGGAGUCUUUCUGCACGCGGAAGACAAGAAGGGCGAAGAGGCCGGCAAGCAGAGAUUGGACAAGGGGGAAUUCACUGUGGAGUGGAAAGUCCCGCUGAUCGAGCUUGAGGACCGACUCCAGGAAUUUGAGAAAGAUGGAAUUGUGGUGGACCCCCGGAUCUGGACCUUUGCCAUAGGAAUACGGUGUGCUUUGACACUUUCUUUAUAGACUUGUACCUCAAUAAGCUAAAAGAGGAAAUGUUGAGAC